CGAAGGGACGGAGCGGGUCGGGCCCGGCGCGCGAGGGGGGCGGCCCCAACCCGGCUCCAUCCCCCGCCUCCGCCGUCCCGGAGGGCUCCGGGACCCUCCCCGGACCCUCCCCGGCCUCCGCAGCGACCCCUGCCUGCGGCCACCGGCGGCGAGAGAGGGGGGGGGGAAGACGCCUCCGCCCGGCUUCUCUUCCACCACCUCCCUCCCUCCCUCCUCCUCCCCCCCUCCUUCCCCUCAGCGAGCCAAGAUGGAGCGCGGCCGCUGAGAUUGCCCGCUACGAUAUCCGCCGUCAUCCGCCGCUCCGAGCGCGGCUCCUCGCCUCUUCCACCGCAGCCGAGGCCGCCGGGGGCCGGCAGCGACUCGGCCGAGCUUGUAUCGAGCGGAUCGCGCCGCGUUCGGCGGGUCCGGUGAGGCUCCGAAGGGACGAUCCCCCCCCUUGGCUCUCCCCGCUCCGUUGCCGUGUGUGUGUGUGUGGCCCCCCGGUGCAUCCCCUCAGAGCGCGCCGCCAUUUUCGCCGCGCCCCGUGGAUGUGAGGCCGCGCUCGGUUCUUUUUUUAUUUCCCCCCUCCUUCAUCACCUUCCACCGCUUCUGCCGCCGCUUGAGGAGCUCGGAAAGGGGAGGGGGCUCCCUUCAAGACCCCCCUCCCCUGGUACCGGGGAUGCGCUGACGCUGGAAGGGCCCAAAGCGGGCCGGGAGCGGUGAAGCUUUGGCCGGGCAAAGUGGGGGGCUCGUCGGAGGAGACGGCGGGAGGAGGAGGAGGAGGAGACGAAGGCCAGGCGGGCCCGAGGGCCUCAGCAGCAGCAGCAGCAGCAGCCGCCGGGAUGUUGCAGAAUGUGAAUCCCCAGAGCAAAAUUUUAGGCGAAGGCAAUGCCGCCCUCAUGGCUCUGGACUCGGCAGCGCCGGGCAAGCGCAUCCGCAAGCCCUCGCUGCUGUACGAGGGCUUCGAGAGCCCCACGAUGGCGUCGGUGCCGUCGCUGGCGGCGCCGGCGGCGAAUCCUCCUCCCCCCGAGGUGUCGAACCCCAAGAAGCCGGGCAGGGUCACCAACCAGCUCCAGUACCUGCACAAGGUGGUGAUGAAGGCGCUCUGGAAGCAUCAGUUCGCCUGGCCCUUCCGGCAGCCCGUGGAUGCCGUGAAACUCGGCUUGCCGGAUUACCACAAGAUCAUCAAGCAGCCGAUGGACAUGGGCACCAUCAAGAGGAGGCUGGAGAACAAUUAUUACUGGGGGGCAGCCGAGUGCAUGCAGGACUUCAACACCAUGUUCACCAACUGCUACAUCUACAACAAGCCCACGGAUGACAUCGUGCUGAUGGCGCAGACGCUGGAGAAGCUUUUCCUGCAGAUGGCUCAGAUGCCCCCGGAGGAGACGGAGCUGCUGCUGCCCCUGGCCAAGAACAGCCACAAGAAAGGGGCAGCCAGGGCUGCAGCUCUGCUGGCGGGUCUGACGAGCGCAGCCCAGCAGGUGCCGGCCGUGUCGUCGCUGUGCUCCCAGCCGCCCUCGGCGUUCCCCGGCGCCGAUCUCCCCACGGCCGCCGCCAUCGUCACCAUCGCGCACCCGUCGGUGAUCGCGGCGCCGCUGCUGAAGCCGCUGCAGCACCCCGGCAUCAACAACCCCAACAACCCCAAUAACAACCCCAAUAACAACCCUAAUAAUCCUAAUAAUAAUCCUAAUAAUAUCAGUAAUAUCAAUAGUAUCAAUAACCCCGGGAACCCCGGCGUCCUGGCGGCUCCCGCGCCCACACAGCCCCUGGCCAAGAAAAAGGGCGUGAAGCGGAAAGCCGACACCACCACGCCGACCACCACGGCCAUCAUCGCCACCAGCACCGGCGGCGGCGGCGUCGGCGAAUCGUCCCCGUCGGCCGACGGCGCCAAAGCCGCCAAAAUCCCGGCGCGGCGCGAGAGCGGCCGGCCCAUCAAACCGCCCCGCAAGGACCUGCCCGACUCGCAGCAGCACCAAACGUCCAAGAAGGGCAAACUCUCGGAGCAGCUCAAGUAUUGCAACGGCAUCCUCAAGGAGCUGCUCUCCAAGAAACACGCCGCCUACGCGUGGCCCUUCUACAAACCCGUCGACGCGUCGGCGCUGGGGCUGCACGAUUACCAUGAGAUUAUUAAACAUCCCAUGGACCUCAGCACCAUCAAGCGGAAGAUGGAGAACCGGGAUUACCGCGACGCGCAGGAGUUCGCCGCCGACGUGCGGUUGAUGUUCUCCAACUGCUACAAGUACAACCCGCCCGACCACGACGUGGUGGCCAUGGCCAGGAAGCUCCAGGACGUGUUUGAGUUCAGCUACGCCAAGAUGCCGGACGAGCCGCAGGAAUCGGGCGCGGCCUCGGCGUCGGCGCCGCUGCCGGCGGCCAAAUCCUCGUCCGAGGAAUCGUCCAGCGAGGAGGACGAGGAGGAGGAGGAGGAGGAGGAGGAGGACGAGGACGACGAGAGCUCGACGGAAACGAGCUCCGAGAGCGACGAGAGCUCCGACUCCGAGGAGGAGAGGGCAAACAGGCUGGCGGAGCUGCAGGAGCAGCUGCGGGCGGUGCACGAGCAGCUGGCGGCGCUGUCGCAGGGCCCCGUGGCCAAGCCCAAGCGGAAGAGGGAGAAGAGGAAGAAGAAAAAGUCGGAGAAGCACAAAGGGAGAGCGGGGCCCGACGACGAGAGCCGGGCACGGCAGGGCCAGAGCAGGAGGGCCCGGAAAAACGGGGCUGCCACGGCAAACAGACCUUCUAAGAAAUCCUCCAAGCCGCCCCUCCCGCUGGCGCCUUCCUCGCUGCUGGACUCUGAGGAAGAGGAGGAAUCGAAGCCGAUGUCGUACGACGAGAAGCGGCAGCUGAGCCUGGACAUCAACAAACUGCCCGGGGAGAAGCUGGGCCGGGUCGUUCACAUCAUCCAGAGCCGCGAGCCCUCGCUCAGGGACUCCAACCCCGAGGAGAUCGAGAUCGACUUCGAGACGCUCAAACCCUCCACGCUCAGGGAGCUCGAGAGAUACGUGCUGUCGUGUCUGAGGAAGAAACCCAGGAAACCCUACAGUGAGACCCUGAAGAAGCCGGUGGGGAAGACGAAAGAGGAGCUGGCCCUGGAGAAGAAACGGGAGCUGGAGAAGCGGCUGCAGGACGUCAGCGGGCAGCUCAACUCGGCCAAAAAACCCCCAAAAAAGGCCAACGAGAAGCCGGAGUCGGCGGCGGCGGCCGCGUCGCGUCUGAGCGCCUCCAGCUCCAGCUCGGACUCGAGCAGCUCUUCCUCCUCCUCCUCCUCCUCGGACACCAGCGACUCGGAUUCCGCCUGAACUCCCUCCCAAAAUCCUGCAAAAAACACAAAAAAAAAUCCUGGCAAAAAAACUGAAGAAUUCCCGGGAAAAAAACGUAAAAAAAUCGGGGGGAAAAUGUAAAAAUUUGGGGAAAAAAAUGGGAUUUUUUGGGGUGAAAAUGGGAUUUUUUUUGGGGGUAAAGGGAGGGGUUGAGGUGGAAUUCCUGGAGAAAAUUCCCAGAAAAAAAUUCCUGGAGAAAAAGUGAAAAUUCCUGGAGAAAAUGUAAAAAAUUGGGGGAAAAUUGGGGAAAAAAUGUAAAAAUUUGGGAAAAAAUGGGAUUUUUUUGGGGUAAAAAUUGGAUUUUUUUGGGGAGGGAAUGGAGAAUUGGAGGUGGAAUUCAUGGAAAAAAUUCCCAGAAAAAAUUCCUGGAAAAAAAGUAAAAAUUUGGGGGAAAAAUUUGGGAAAAAAUGGGAUUGAGGUGGAAUUCCUGGAGAUAUUCCCAGAAAUAAAUUCCUGGAAAAAACGAAAAAAAUGUGGGGAAAAAAUGUAAAAAAAUUGGGAAAAAAAUUAGAUUUUUUGGGGUAAAUAAGGGAGGGAAUAGAGAAUUGGAGGUGGAAUUCCUGGAAAAAAAUUCCCAGAAAAAAAAAAGAAAAAUUCCUGGAGAAAAUGUAAAAAGUUGGGGGAAAAUUGGGGAAAAAAUUUAAAAAUUUGGGAAAAAAUGGGAUUUUUUUGGGGUAAAAAGAAAGGGGUUGAGGUAAAAUUCCUGGGAAAAAUUUACUUUUAUAAUUGAAUUUUAAAGUUAAAAAAACAGGAAAAGAGGCAAAAAAAAAUUUCCAUAAUUUGGGGGUAAAAAGGAUUUUUUAAUUGGGGAUUUUUAAGGGGGAAAUCCUAAAAAAAUCCUUAAAAAAUCCUUUAAAAAUAUUUAAAAAUUCCUUAAAAAUUGCUUGAAAAACCUGCUAAAAUUCCUUUAAAAAUCCUAAAAAAAACCUUAAAAAUUAAAUGUAAAGUAAAUGAGAAAUUGCAAAAAAAAAAAGGCAGAAAAAAUCCAAAAUUUGGGGCUAAAAAUUGAAUUUUUUCCCCUUUUUUUCCUUAAAAAUAGAAAAUUUUCUUCCCUUUUAUUUCCCCUAAAAAUUGAAUUUAUUUUUCCCUAAAAAUUGGAAUUUUUCCUUUUUUUUCCCACUAAAAAUUAAAAUUUUGUUCCCUUUUAUUUUCCCCUAAAAAUUGGAGGUUUUUUCCCCUAAAAAAUUAAAAUUUUCUUCUCUUUUAUUUCCCCGAAAAAUUGAAUUUUUUUACCCUAAAAUUUCCAUUUUUUCCCAUUUUCCCAGUUUGUUCCAGACAAAAAUCCAAAUUAAUUUCAUUUCUGGGAAAAUUUAAUUGAUUUUCUGGGAAAUUUCCACCAAAAUCUCCAGGAAUAAAAAAAUAAAAUUAAUUCAAAAAAUAAAUUAAAUUUAAAAGGGGUUUUGGGGGAAUUUUUUUAUGUUAAAAUUUUUUAUUUUAUUCCUUUUUUUUUUCUUUUUUUUCUGAUUUUUGGGGGGUUUUAUUUUGCUUUUUUUGGGGGUUUUUCCAAUUUUUUCCCAUUUUUCCUUCUCCUCUUUCCCAUUCCCUUUUUGCCCUUUUAGGAUUUCGUGGUUUUGGGAUUUUUUUUUUUUUUCCUAGAAAAAAGAAGAAAAAAAAAUGACAAAAAAAAAGUGGAAAAAAAAGAGAAAAAAAAAUCCUUUGGAAUUCUUGGAUGGUGUAAAUAAAGAAAAUAUUAUUCCA
This is a messenger RNA of Melospiza melodia melodia, 4994 nucleotides long. RefSeq names its product bromodomain-containing protein 2-like. Lineage: Eukaryota; Metazoa; Chordata; Aves; Passeriformes; Passerellidae. Gene Ontology annotation, cellular component: nucleus; chromatin. Gene Ontology annotation, biological process: chromatin remodeling; regulation of DNA-templated transcription. The record is from RefSeq and is a predicted model, not a curated record.